AUGAUUCGAUCCAUCCCUAAUCAGUUCCAAAACAUUAGAGCUCAAUCAAACCAAGCAAGAACCAUCUCAAGCAAGUACAAAUCUCCUCAAUUCGCCAAGAAUCCAUCAUGUCUGACGUCUUGAGUCGGGCCAAAGAAAAGUCGCGUCGGCGGAAAGAGCUUAUAAAACACACCUUGGGGGUCGACGACUUGGACCACGCCCUGGGCGGGUCCAGUCCCGCCUAUAUGAAAGGAGUCGGAGCCCAUGCAGGGUUGUCACGCGAAUCCACUUCCCAUUUGAGGGCGGAUGACACCGAAUUUGAGGCCAAGAGAGCCAAAUCUUCAAUCGAAGCCUCAUUCCAAAUCGACAGCAUAAAUCGAAGACGAAGUUCGGAACGCUCUUCGGUUGCAAAUCCCGGAGAUGUCGAGGAAUUCCGCGAUUCCACCGCCUUUUUAAAAGGCACCCAAUCGCUCAACCCGCAUAAUGAUUACAGUCAAAAUUUCGUAGAUACGGGCCACCGUCCUCAGAAUUUCAUCCGAGAUGUCGGAUUGGCCGAUCGUUUCGAAGAGUAUCCCAAGCUUCGGGAACUGAUUCGGCUGAAAAAUGAUUUAGUUACCCGCACAGCUCAUCCACCCAUGUACCUUAAAGCUGAUCUGGAGACUUUCGACUUGAAGAAAGUGGGUCAGAAGUUCGAUGUGAUCCUCAUUGAACCACCUCUGGAGGAAUAUGCUCGGUCUUACGGUGUGAGCAAUGUCAAGUUCUGGGAUUGGGACAAGAUCAUGGCCUUGGAUGUGGGCGAAGUGGCCGCUAAUAGGGCCUUUAUUUUCCUUUGGUGUGGAUCUUCGGAUGGUCUGGACUUGGGUCGUUUAUGUCUUCAGAACUGGGGUUUCCGUCGAUGUGAGGAUAUUUGUUGGAUACAGACCAACCUCAAGAACAAGGCCAAGAAGGCUCUAGAACCCAAUGCCGUGUUCCAAAGGACCAAAGAGCAUUGUCUCAUGGGCAUCAAGGGAACAGUUCGGCGCUCCACGGAUGGCGAUUUCAUUCACGCCAAUGUGGAUAUUGACUUGAUUAUUGAUGAAGAAGCCGAACCGGGAUCGUUGGACAAACCCAUUGAGAUGUUCCAUAUCAUCGAGCAUUUCUGUCUCGGACGAAGACGACUCCACCUUUUUGGACGGGAUAGCACGAUUCGUCCGGGAUGGUUGACCUUGGGCGAAGGUUUAACCAUGUCUAAUUAUGAUGAGACCAUGUACCAAGGGUAUUUUUCGGAAAACACCACCACCGGGUGCUCCGAUCGGAUUGAGUCGCUAAGACCCAAAUCGCCACCACUCAAGUCCGGACAAAGAGGUCGUGGUGGUCGCGGAGGAUCUCGUGGAGGUGGGGGUCGAGGAAAGCGGUGAUAGCCAAUACAUAUUGUCUAAUUUCUUGGUGUCUGGACUUGUGAUGCUUUGUUUCUCGAACGGCUAAGAAAAUAAUAACUUUCAGCUCCGUGUCUUUUAUGAUAUAAUAAAGAACUUACAUCUACU
This is a messenger RNA of Tigriopus californicus, 1502 nucleotides long. It is a transcript of the gene Mettl14, whose product is annotated as N6-adenosine-methyltransferase non-catalytic subunit-like. Gene Ontology annotation, molecular function: mRNA binding. Gene Ontology annotation, cellular component: RNA N6-methyladenosine methyltransferase complex; nucleus. The record is from RefSeq and is a predicted model, not a curated record. Lineage: Eukaryota; Metazoa; Arthropoda; Copepoda; Harpacticoida; Harpacticidae.